Molecule: messenger RNA, 3321 nt
Organism: Agelaius phoeniceus (red-winged blackbird)
Lineage: Eukaryota; Metazoa; Chordata; Aves; Passeriformes; Icteridae
Gene: GATA3
Product: GATA binding protein 3
Biological process (GO): regulation of epithelial cell differentiation; positive regulation of transcription by RNA polymerase II; immune system development
Cellular component (GO): nucleus
Molecular function (GO): zinc ion binding; DNA-binding transcription factor activity, RNA polymerase II-specific; RNA polymerase II cis-regulatory region sequence-specific DNA binding
Source: RefSeq, a predicted model, not a curated record
GGAGAGGAGUUUGUUGCCGGGGGGUUCCCGCGGGGGCAGCGCGGGGGCGGCCGGAGCCGGUCCCCUCCUCAGGCUCCGCCUCCCCCGGGCUUAUGACACUGGAACCUCCUUAAGUUGCGUCUCGCCACAGCUGUCUGUAAGCACUGAGCCGGCUGGCGCCAUCCUGCUCCUUUCAGAAAGAAUGCCUUCCCUGUAAAAAAAAAAAAAAAAAAAAAAGAAAAAAAAGAAAGAAGGAAAGAAAGGAAAAAAAAAGAUUAAAAAAAAAAGGGAGAGGGAGAGAGAGAGAGAGAGAGAGAGAGAGGAGGAAAAAAAGUAGGGAAAAAAAAAUAGUGCGAGCGAGAGCACAAUCUGAUCUGAUCAAGCACUUUCAGCUUCAUCCCUCCUGGGUCACAUACUGCUUCUCCACCAAGGUUUGUGCGGAAUUUCUUGAGCAACUUGUCGCUUUUUGAAUUUUUCUUUUUUCCUCCCUCUCCCCCCCCUCCUUUUCUCCUCGCUCCUUCCUUUCAGCCCCUACUCUCUUCUCCCAUCGCUUUACCCCUUCCCUCCCUUCUCUUUUCCCCCCGUUCCCCCCUUUCUCGGUUGCAUAAUAAUUAAUGAGCAAUCAAAGUGACUCUGGGCUGCGCAGCAGCAGCGAAUGGCACAAGUUCUCACCGGCUUAAGCCACUGGAGCUUCUCAGGUGCAAAUGGAACAAAUAAAAAAAUAAACAAACAACCGCGGCGACCAAAAAAAAAAAAAAGAAAAAAGAAAAGCCAAAAAAAAAAUAUCCCCAAACCCAAGGAAAAGUAAGAGCUGGGCGGUAGGAGCGCGGUGGGAGCUGCUGGGCUCCGCUCCGAGCCGGGAGAGAGCGAAAGAGAAAGAGGCGCUGGGAGAGAGAGGUGAUCAAAGAAGAGAAACAUCUGCAACACAGCGGAAGAAACGAGGGGAUCUCGCUGCGUAGAGAAAUUUUUCCCCCUGAGAUUUUUUUUUUUUGUUUUCCCCUUUUUUCUCCCUUUUGAUUUUAUUAUAUCCCCCUUUUUUUAAUUUUUUUUUUUUUUUGGAAUCGAUCGUUUAUCACCAUACCCCCAACUCCCUCCACACACUUUUAAACCAAACCUAACCAGAAACAUCCCCGAACUCGCCGAGCACUUUUUCCCCGCCCUGCGCAACUCCGGCAGCGUCUCCCGCUCCCAUCUCAAGAAGCCCUCCGCGCCUCGCUGAGGAGGAGGAGGAGGAGGAGGAGGAGGAGGAAGAGCAGCGGCAGAAGAUGGAGGUCUCCACGGACCAGCCGCGGUGGGUGAGCCACCACCACCCGGCCGUGCUCAAUGGGCAGCACCCGGACUCGCAUCACCCCUCGCUUGGCCAUACCUACAUGGACCCCACGCAGUACCCUCUCGCCGAGGAAGUGGAUGUACUUUUUAAUAUCGACGGACAAGGCAACCCCGUCCCGCCGUAUUACGGCAACUCCGUGAGAGCCACGGUGCAGCGGUACCCCACGGCCCACCACGGGAGCCAGGUGUGCCGCCCCCCGCUGCUGCACGGCUCGCUGCCCUGGCUGGACGGGAGCAAGGCGCUGAGCAGCCACCACAGCGCUUCCCCCUGGAACCUCAGCCCCUUCUCCAAGACCUCCAUCCAUCACAGCUCACCGGGACCCCUUUCCGUCUACCCACCCGCCUCCUCUUCCACUUUAUCCGCCGGCCACUCCAGCCCGCACCUUUUCACCUUCCCGCCGACCCCUCCUAAAGAUGUGUCCCCGGAUCCGUCCAUCUCCACCCCCGGCUCCACCGGCUCCACCCGGCAGGACGAGAAGGAAUGCAUCAAAUACCAGGUGUCCCUGGCCGAUACCAUGAAGCUGGAGUCCUCUCACUCUCGGAGCAGCAUGGCCUCUUUAGGAGGAGCCACCUCCUCCGCUCACCACCCCAUCACCACCUACCCACCGUAUGUCCCAGAAUAUGGCUCUGGACUUUUUCCCCCCAGUAGCCUCUUAGGAGGAUCGCCCACCGGCUUUGGGUGUAAAUCGCGACCAAAAGCACGGUCAAGCACAGAAGGCAGGGAGUGUGUAAAUUGUGGGGCUACCUCAACCCCUCUGUGGAGAAGGGACGGCACUGGGCACUAUUUGUGUAACGCCUGCGGACUCUACCACAAAAUGAACGGGCAGAACCGGCCCCUGAUCAAACCCAAGAGAAGACUGUCUGCAGCCAGGAGGGCGGGCACGUCCUGUGCAAACUGUCAGACCACCACUACCACCCUGUGGAGGAGAAAUGCCAACGGCGAUCCCGUCUGUAAUGCCUGUGGGCUCUACUACAAGCUGCACAAUAUUAACAGACCCCUGACUAUGAAGAAAGAAGGAAUUCAGACCAGAAACCGAAAGAUGUCUAGCAAAUCCAAAAAGUGCAAAAAGGUCCAUGACAACCUCGAAGACUUUCCCAAGAGCAGCUCCUUUAACCCUGCAGCCCUCUCCAGACACAUGUCCUCCAUCAGCCACAUUUCACCUUUCAGUCACUCCAGCCACAUGCUGACCACACCGACACCGAUGCAUCCUCCAUCCAGCCUCUCCUUCGGACCUCACCACCCCUCCAGCAUGGUCACUGCCAUGGGUUAGCAAGAGACUCCCCUGCUGAAUGCUUACAGUCUCAAAAUGAGAUUUACUUUAUAUACUACUUGCAUUUUUGCAGGCGUGUGGUUAUGGGUCUGACGUCCCGAAUCAAAUGGGAGAGGGGAAAAAAAAGAAUUAAAAAAAAAAAAAUUAGAAAAAAAAAAGAGGUUAUUUGAAGGCGUAAGAGAGAGAAAAAAAAUUAAAAAUGCAGAAAAAAACUACAAAAAGCACAAAAAAAGGAAAAAAAAAGAAAAAAAGAGAAAAAAAGUAAAAAAAAAAAGUUUUAAAAAAGUGAUGUUUGCCACUUUUUAAAGGAACUCACUAUGGCGUCUAUGUAUUCUUACCCACUGAAUCUGGAUACCAUUUGUGAAUAAGCCAUUCAGAACUUGCAUUCCCUAUUGGACAGGAUCUCUAGUGCUGUGAAAAAAUAAAAUAAAAUAAAAUAAAAAACGCUGAACAUUGCAUAUAACUUAUAUUGUAAGAAAUUCUGUACAUUUGAGGAAGACUUUAUUGCAUCUGAGGAGCUGCAAAGAAAAAGGCAUGAAGGACUCCGAGAGAAUUUUUUUUAAAGGAAAAGAAAAAAAAAAAGAAGAUGGGAGGACAAUUUAAAAACCAGAAAAACAAACAAUGCAGACCAAGAGGAAACGCGGUCUUAUGAACAAAUGGACCAACUGCCAGUCAUGUCUUCUCCUUUUAUUUUAUUUUUAUUUUGUUGUUUUUUUUUUUUUUUUUUUGGUUGGUUUUUAUC